UUAGAUAAAAAAUGGUGGUCAAAGGGGAGAAGAAAGAUGCUUUGAAGUUUCUCAAACAAUUUCACAUGAAAUUAGCAGAAUUCUUAGCAGUGAUCGAUCGAGUCAAACCCAUGAAACAUUUAUUCUAUUAUGGGUUGGAUCUAUAUUUUUUGAUCGGUAAUUAAUUACUUUUUCGUACAUUAUAAUUGCAAAAGCAUGUUCUCACCCCCACCCCUCAUAUAAUACUGUUUUAUUGCGGUGUCACCUCCAUACAAAUAAUUUAUGAGAACGCAUGUAAGUAUUAUGUUGUGCAUCGCAUGACGGCAGCUGAUUCAAUCGACCAAAGACUCGAGAAGUAUAUGAAACUUGAGAUGACCCAAAUGACUGUUUCGAUUACAUUGAAACCCAUUCAUAAAAUUAAUUGACUUUCCUAUUCCAUGCUUUUCUUAUUAUUUUUUACUUAUAAUUUUUUACCUUUUCUUACUGUGAUAAUUUCUUUAUAUAUAUAUAUAUAUAUAUAUAUACUACUGGCUUUCCAAAAAUACCCUUCAGACUAUAAAAGUGCAGGAAACCUUCCUCCGUUUUCAUCUCAUCCGAUCCGAUAUGUCCGACUGAUGAACCGUUUCAUACAAGAUUGAAUGACAUACCGAUAUAUCGGAAGUAUUGUCCCGUAUCGGUUAAACCCGACACGGGGUGAAGAUAUCAUCCUUGCCUUGGCCGCGGGGAGACUCGGCCUCGUCGUGAACGCCCAUCCAAGGAAGCGAUUCCACAUUCCCCUCACCUCAGCCCACGAAAAGCAUCCCGAAACCCCAAACAAAUCGGCGGCGGGCUCGCACCGACUCCGCAGCCUCUCACGGUCUCUUCGCCUGCCGCCGCCUUUGCUUCUGCCGAGCCCCGUCUUCUUCCCCGCGAAGAACGCCACUGCUAAGAUAGAUUUCAAUGUGGACCUCACUCAGAAGCUGUGUGGAGCGCUGUUGUUUCCUCAUAUCAGGCAAUCCAGCAACCCCUUUUCACAGGUUAUCGCGAGGCUUUCCAUCAAACACCCCAACCUCUUUGGAAGAAACGAGAAGUUGGAUGUGUUGUGGGACAAAGGCAUUGAUGAUUUCAACAUUCUCAUAGCAUUCAGGCGUCCGAGGCCGGAUUGGCUGUCGCAGCAGUCAUUUACCAUUCAGCAUUCAGUGGCUCCUGAGAUCGCGGUGCAUGGGUUGCCUGUGGAUCAUUUCACUCGUUCAGGGAGUGGUGGUGUCAACCUGAGCCGCUCCUCAGUAGGUGUUGAUUUCAGUGAGCCUUCUACUUCCCAUUGGAGCAGCAAAACUAGCAUCAAAUUUGAGCAUGUCCGUCCUCUGAAUAAUGACGGCCAUACAAUAAACAGGGAUAUGGAUGGUUUUCCCAUAACUUCCAGUGGCAGGUCUUAUGAUAAUAUGAUUGUUCUGAAGCAAGAAUCACAAUAUGCAAUUGCCAAUGAUGAUAGAUUUACCAAAUUCAAUUUUCAAAUGGAACAAGGACUACCUCUUUUGUCGAAGUGGCUCAUUUUUAACCGAUUCAAGAUUGUUGCUUCAAAGGGAUUUAAACUGGGGCCAACUUUUUUGGUCACGAGCUUGACAGGUGGAUCGAUUGUCGGGGACAUGGCACCAUAUCAAGCAUUUGCCCUUGGUGGAAUUGGUAGUGUUCGAGGUUAUGGUGAGGGUGCAAUUGGCUCAGGAAGAACAUGUCUGGUUGCUAAUGGUGAAUUUACAAUUCCUGUGACAAAGGAAUUGGAAGGUGCCAUCUUCAUGGACUGUGGAACUGAUCUAGGAUCUGCUCGGUAUGUUCCUGGUAACCCUGCCCUUAGACAAGGAAAACCUGGCUUUGGGGUUGGACUUGGAUACGGUGUUCGCUUCAACUCGCAUUUGGGACAGAUUCGGGUUGACUAUGCAAUCAAUGCCUUCCAGCGGAAGACUCUCUAUUUUGGCAUCAACGGUGUUGGCUCAUGAGUUUGAAUCAACAUGUGAGAACAACCAGUUUCUACAUUCGAAAAAUCUUUGUCGAGUAUUCUUUGAUUGAAUAUAAAUACAGGAAUUGGUUACCAAAUGAUCUUUAGGUACUCUUGUAAAGUGUGAUGCCAUCAUCAUCUGUACUCAAAUCACCAUUAAAUCAUAACUUUGUUUCUUUUAGAUUGAAUCUUUUUCCUAGCAUUUCCCUGAUGCAAUGUCUACACAUUUGCUACGAAUUCAACCUCCACAAAGUCGUCAUCAUCUGUUUUAGAAUGUUUACCAAAUCUUACCUUCUUGGGAAUAAUAAACUACAUUGAUGGAUUGUAAUUUCUCUCUGUAGAUGCUUGAUGAGAUAUAUUAGAUCUCCAACAGCACUGGUUUUGGAGUGACAGACAGCAGUUGCUUUCACAAACUCUUGAAAGUAGCCAUGCAAAGUGCAAUCUAAAUACAGAAUAAGUAACAUAAAAUC
Messenger RNA from Musa acuminata AAA Group (dessert banana), 2421 nucleotides. RefSeq names its product outer envelope protein 39, chloroplastic-like. NCBI's taxonomy places the organism in Eukaryota, Viridiplantae, Streptophyta, Magnoliopsida, Zingiberales, Musaceae. The record is from RefSeq and is a predicted model, not a curated record. The coding region runs from base 618 to 1952 and encodes 444 amino acids. The transcript has 11 exons. Gene Ontology annotation, biological process: chloroplast organization; embryo development ending in seed dormancy. Gene Ontology annotation, cellular component: outer membrane.